Molecule: messenger RNA, 606 nt
Organism: Wallemia ichthyophaga EXF-994
Lineage: Eukaryota; Fungi; Basidiomycota; Wallemiomycetes; Wallemiales; Wallemiaceae
Exons: 4
Coding region: 1-606 (201 amino acids)
Source: RefSeq, a predicted model, not a curated record
AUGCAGCAAUCAAGAUCAAGUGAACAACUGGAUUUAGAUGAGUUGCUAACAGUCAGUAAAGAGCCGCGCAGAUACGAGUUCAUCAUUCUUCAGCAUCCUGAAAUCGCUCGAGCAACGUCCCCUUCGGAGAAAGAUCGUCGUGUCGUGGAUCCGCCGUGCAUCCUGCAGCUCAAGAUAUAUGACAGCAGAGGCAAUCUCGAUGAUAAUGCAAUGAGGUCACCCUUCUGGGUCGUGCAGGCGAUGCUAGAGGGUCCGCAUCAAAUGCCAUUUCAAUUGCUUCAAGGCCAAUUAGCGUCUUCUGCGUCGUACGUUGCUGCUGGUUGGGCUCACGACGCUGGCUGUUACUUUGUUUUUAGUGACCUUACAAUCACGAAACCAGGCCUGUACCAUUUAAAAUUCGUCCUCACUACUGUCCGCCCUUUACCCGCCAGGCCGGAUGAGCUUCCGGUCCUUGGUGAGGCUCACGCCAAAGCGAUACGCGCAUAUCCGCAAAGGGAAUUUCCUGGAACUGCAGCCUCGUCUGAUCUCGCAAAGAGUCUGGCUGACCACAAGGUGUCCAUAUCCAUCAAGCUUGUCGACAAUCGCAACCCGUCUAAUCGCACUUAA